Messenger RNA from Humulus lupulus (European hop), 2817 nucleotides. Its product is annotated as G-type lectin S-receptor-like serine/threonine-protein kinase At4g27290. The record is from RefSeq and is a predicted model, not a curated record. Bases 110 to 2596 code for a protein of 828 amino acids. Gene Ontology annotation, biological process: recognition of pollen; protein phosphorylation. The transcript is spliced from 7 exons. Gene Ontology annotation, molecular function: protein serine/threonine kinase activity; ATP binding. NCBI's taxonomy places the organism in Eukaryota, Viridiplantae, Streptophyta, Magnoliopsida, Rosales, Cannabaceae.
AAUGGAUACGUGUCCCAACUUUUGCCGGGUCUCUUAAGUUAUAUCUUCACAGAGUUCGAUACAGAUGGUAUGGCUAUGGUUGCACCAUGACGAGAACUAGAAAACAAUAAUGGGGUUGUUUUCGUUUCUCUUUAUAUUUGUUGGCUGGAGAAUUAUUCUCUGUGGAUCAACUUCAGUCGUAGUUGAAAACAUUAGGCCGUUGCAACUUCUGAGAGAUGGCACAACCAUGGUUUCCAGUGAAGGAACCUUUGAAAUGGGAUUCUUCAGUCCAGGCAGUUCAAGCAAUCGUUAUCUGGGAAUUUGGUAUCGAAACAUCCCAGUUCCAACUGUGGUUUGGGUCGCAAACAGGUGUAAACCGAUGAACAAGUCGUCUGGUUCGUUGACUCUAAACAACGUUGGAAAUCUUGUGCUUUUGGGAGAAAACAACAGCGUCGUUUGGUCUACGAACUCGUCAAAACAAGCUGGGAAACCAAUUGUUGAGCUCUUGGAUAAUGGUAACUUGGUUUUGAGAGACGAAAAAGAUGAGAAUAAUAAAGAGAACUAUCUGUGGCAAAGCUUUGAUUACCCUUGUGAUACGUUAUUGUCUGGAAUGAAAUUUGGGUGGGACUUGAAGAGAGGUCAUACUUGGCAAUUGUCAUCGUGGAAGAGUUCGGAUGAUCCCUGUAACGCAGAUUUCACUUAUGGGAUGGAGUAUGAUAAACGACGCCAUACGUACCCAGAAUCAAUAAUCCGAAAAGGGUCUGAAAAGUUUUAUCGAACUGGGCCAUGGAAUGGCCUACGUUAUAGUGGUUAUCCUGAGUUAAGACCGAACGCGCUUUUCGAUUACAGGUUCGUUUACAGUGAUGAUGAAGUUUACUACUCUUACACACUCAAGAAUAAGUCAAGGAUCUCAAGAAUAGUGAUCAACCAAACGACGAGUGUUCGUCAACGUUGGAUAUGGAUGGAAGCAGAGAAAUAUUGGAAGGAAUACUAUAAAGUGCCUAGAGACCAGUGUGACUACUAUGGCCAAUGCGGGGCGAACGCAGAGUGUAUAAUAUCUGGGAAUCCAAUAUGCCAGUGUUUAAAGGGUUUUAAGCCUAAGUCUCCACAGGAUUGGAGUUCAAUGGACUGGUCUAAAGGGUGUGAGAGGAUUAGUCCAUUGAUGUGCCAGGAGAAAGAGAAAGAUGGGUUUAUGCUAUUUUCGGGUUGGAAAUUGCCUGAUGCUCAGAAUACAUGGGUGAACAAGAGUAUGAAUCUAAGGGAGUGCAGGGCUAAGUGCCUGAGCAACUGUUCCUGUACGGCUUAUACAAACUCAGAUAUCAGAGGAGAAGGCAGUGGCUGCGUCGUCUGGUUUGGAGAUCUUUAUGAUAUUCGACAAUUUCCUUCUGGCGGACAAGAUCUAUUUGUUCGAAUUUCGGCUGCAGAAAUAGUUUAUCAAGAAAAAGCAAGAGCUGAACGAAAGGCGAAGAGAGCUGUGAUAAUUAUGGCUGUUCUCAUUGGAUUAGCUUGUGGGAUGAUCUUAAUUGGCCUUUACAUUCGCAAGUGGAGAAACUUUUAUGAGAUAAAUGCUAUUAUAAGUGGAAAAAAUUGCCAAGAAGAAGAAGACUUGGAGCUCCCAUUGUUCGACCUACAUAAAAUUAGUACUGCUACUAAUAAUUUUUCACAGGAGAAUAAGCUUGGACAAGGUGGUUUUGGACCUGUAUACAGAGGUGUGCUGGAGGGAGGGCAAGAAAUUGCUGUGAAAAGGCUAUCAAUGUGGUCUGGACAAGGAGACAAUGAGUUCAAAAAUGAAGUUAAACUAAUUGCCAAGGUUCAACAUCGAAAUCUAGUAAAAAUAGUUGGUUGUUGCAUUUAUGAAGAAGAGAAAUUAUUGAUUUAUGAGUAUAUGCCCAACAAAAGCCUUGACUAUUUCAUUUUUGAUCAAAGUCAAGGUAGACUAUUAACAUGGCCCAAGAGAUUUCAAAUUGUAUGUGGAAUUGCUAAGGGUCUUUCGUAUCUCCAUCAUGAUUCUAGAUUGAGAAUUAUACAUCGAGAUCUCAAAGCUAGUAACGUGUUACUUGAUGAAGCGAUGAAUCCAAAAAUUUCAGACUUUGGCUUGGCUAGAAGUUUUGGGGGAGACCAAUUAGAAGGAAAUACAAACAAAGUAGUAGGAACUUAUGGUUACAUGGCGCCAGAAUAUGCUUUUGGUGGCUUAUUUUCAAUCAAAUCUGACGUAUUUAGCUUUGGCAUAUUGAUGUUGGAGAUCAUAAGUGGAAAGAAAAGUAUAGGCUUUUGCUAUGAAAAUAGUGGCGCUACCCUCAUUGGAUAUGCAUGGACUUUGAUGAAGGAAAACAAUGCUGUUGAAUUUAUUGACAAGUGCUUAAUAGAUUCAUACCAUAGCAUGAAAGAAGUAUUGCGUUGUAUCCACAUCGGUCUUUUAUGUGUGCAACAAAACCCUGUUGAUAGGCCAAAUAUGUCAUCUGUUGUUACGAUGUUGAGUGGUGAAGGUGUUCUGCCUCAGCCCAAGCCACCAGGCUACUUCACCCAAACUGAUUUGUGGGAAAAUCAUUCCCCUUCUAGUAAGCUUUUAUCGUCCUGCACAUUUGAUACAAACAUAACAGAUGUUGAGGCGCGAUAAGAUCUCAAAUAACAUGCAGGAGAUUGUCAAACUUUUCACACCUAUUAAUUAUUACAAUUUGUAUUUAUUUUAUGUUCAAAAUUGUAAUGGUGGUUGGUAUAAUUAUUCUAUUAUAGUAUAUAACUCUAUAUCCAAAAUUCAGACCUAGAUGAAUUAUUCUUCUUGUAUUACUAGAAUGGACUGAUGAAAAGACAAUAAAAGUGAUUGUUGUGUUAGAAAAA